Molecule: messenger RNA, 1623 nt
Organism: Gadus macrocephalus (Pacific cod)
Lineage: Eukaryota; Metazoa; Chordata; Actinopteri; Gadiformes; Gadidae
Product: neurexophilin-2
Exons: 2
Coding region: 1-1035 (344 amino acids)
Molecular function (GO): signaling receptor binding
Source: RefSeq, a predicted model, not a curated record
AUGGGGUGCAUAAAACGAAAACUGACAUGCAUUACACUUAGCGUCGUUUUGCAGGGGGAAAGAAAGUUGAAUGUACAAACAAAAAUACACUAUUUAGAUUCUUUGGGAGCCCAGGUGUUUUUUGUUGAAGAUUGGACUGAGCAUUUUUGUAACCCCAACUCUCUCUUUUUUCCCGCCCUAUCUCUCUCUCUCUAUCUCACUCCCUCUCCUCUCCAGGUCCAAGGGUUGGAGAAGCAGAGGGACCUCUCAGACCUUGCCAAAGUGGGACAGGUGAUGAAGACCCCCCCCUAUGGCGUGGGUGGAGCCACAGUGGGCGGCGGUAUGACCGGGGGAGGAGUCAAGCCUCCGUACCAGACCCGCAUCUUCUCAACCUCCAUCGACCAGACGCCCAUGAAGUCCAAGCCGCCCAUAUACAGCCCCUUUAACCCCUACGACUGGGCCAAGAACCAGUCCCAUCUCCUGGACCAGACAGGCUACCGCUCCAAGCGCAAGCCUUCCCAAAAGACAGCCAUGAAGACCAAGAAGAUCUUCGGCUGGGGAGACUUCUACUUCAACGUGAAGACGGUAAAGUUCAGCCUACUGGUGACGGGGAAGAUCGUGGACCACAUCAACGGCACGUUCACGGUGUACUUCCGCCACAACUCCUCCAGCCUGGGCAACGUGUCUGUCAGCAUUGUCCCGCCCACCAAGGUGGUGGAGUUCGAGGUGCUGCACCCACACCUCCACGGGGUGGCGCCGGUCGAGGUGCAGCUACAGCAGACCCACCAGACCACCGUGGACCCCAAGGAGGCCAAGACCUUCAACUGCCGGGUGGAGUACGAGAACACCAACCGGUCCAAGAAGCCCAAGCCCUGCCUGUACGACCCGUCCCAGACGUGCUUCACGGAGCACACCCAGUCGCACGCGGCCUGGCUCUGUGCCAAGCCCUUCAAGGUCAUCUGCAUCUUCAUCUCCUUCUUCAGCAUCGAUUACAAGCUGGUUCAGAAGGUGUGUCCGGACUAUAACUUCCAAAGCGAACAUCCGUACUUGGGUUGAAGUAAGCUUGAUACUUGAACUGAAAAAGAAAUGAUACUAUAAACAGUGGACAAUGAACAUACACACAUGAUAAUUAUAUUGAGGAUAUUAUUGGUUAUAAGGAUAAACAAUGGGGCCGUUUUUUUUCACCGCGCUCACCUGCUGUUGAAUUGUGGAUAAAAUAAAUGAAUAAAUUAUAAUCAACAUAUAUGGGUGGCUAGGAUCUGGUUGAUACCUCGUAACUUAUUUUCCCACUUUGUAAUUGUUUGCGUUUGUUUGUUUUCUUGUAAAUAAUUUCCAAAAACUUGACCUAAUUCUUGCUUUUAGACAUUGGUUUUACAUGGUUAUUCCUUUUUGCCAGUUGAAGUAAAAGAAAUAAAGUAAUUUUUGGUAUUUUAGUAUGCCCUAGGUGUACAAAGCAACCUUUGGAAUGACUGUUAUGCCAUGGUGUGAUGGCAUACAGCGUUUUACGGUAGACUGACUGUUAGUCAUUCCCUCAGCUCUACGUCUCCAGCCCUGGGUAUAAGAAAGUUAUAUGUCUGAGAAAUGCUAUGCUAGAUAUGCAUACAAUAUACUGUAUGAAAAGCACAUUAAAUCUCUUUAACUGUU